AUGGUGCUGUGCAUGGUGCUACUGACAUCUGUGAAUGUCAGAAUCAUCCCCAAAGACCUUUGGAAGGGCGAGGAAAUUUUAAAGGCGGGGGGCUGGGGGGAAUUAUUAAACCAGAGGGAAAGAACUGGACUCGCUGCCAGUCCAGCAAGAAAACACCUUCAACAACAGACCAGAAAACAGACCCGGGUCACAGCAACAACAAAAGAAAAGUCUCAAGAAGAAGCCAAAGGGAACAGAGUGGUUGCUACCGCUUCCCCAACGCCCCACUAUACGGGCCCCCGGGGCCUCUCCGCAACUGCACCAGCACCCAGACCCCCCCCUCCCCCUGCCCGGGCACCACUGCAGCUGCACCGGUCCCCGGAGAAGCCUCGUCCGUCCCGGGCGCCGCUGCAGCUGCAUCGGCUCCCCAGCCUCCCCCCGCUACUUCCAUCACCCCCCUCCCACCCACCCCCGGAGGCUCUGCAGCUGCACGGGCCCCCUGCCCCUCCGCCGCAGCUGCACCGGCCCCCAGAGGCGAGGCGAGCAGAGGAGAGGCGAGCCCCCGCACCGCACCCCCGGGGGGGCGCCCCGCAGCUGCAGCGGCCCCCAGGGCGCCCCGCCGGCCCCGGGGGCCUCCCCGCAGCUGCACCGCCCCCCGGCGCAGAGCUCCAACAGCCCGAACCACACAAACUAACUCCGCUCCUCCGAGACCAGACCAGACCCGCCCGCGCCCCCCGGCCCGGCCCGGCCCGGCCCCUCCUCCCUCACCUCGGGCUCACUCUCUCCCGGCCCCCCGGCUCCCGGGGCUGGGGCUGUAACAGCUGGUGCACCCUCCCCCCGCCCCUCCUGCCCCGGUCCCGCCCUCCACUCCCUGACCCCGGGCCGGGCGGUGGGGGAGGGGGCGAGAGGGGGGCCGGGGUCAGGGGGAAACGUGCCCCCCGGCUCCGUCGCCCGCUCCCCCCUUCCCCCUUCACUCCCGCCCCCGUUGGCAGCCGGAGGAGCGCGGCGGAGCGAAGAGGGCCCCACUCUCAACGGCUCCCCAUGGCAGCAGCCCAGCGGCGGCCGCAGCCAGCCAGAGACACAGCGAGCGCAGCGCCGGGCGGGGAAAGUGGCUCUACAGGAGGGUGGAGGGCGAGCGGACGACGGACAGUGUGCCCCCCCCAAUGGAGGAGGCGAACUAAAGCAGUCGUCCGCGUCGGCCAAUUGGAAGGUGGGAAUGUCGAGGGAGGGCGGGGGCCCGGGCUAGUGGGAGGGGCCGAGCGUGGAGGCUCGCAGCAAUGCCGAGUGGGGUGGAGUUCUUCAGUGCAGCAGCGGCAGAGGCAGCGGCCGGGGCGGCAGCGGCGCUCCAGGGUGACUUGGCCGUGA
Trichosurus vulpecula (common brushtail) is the source of this 1344-nucleotide messenger RNA. RefSeq names its product basic proline-rich protein-like. The record is from RefSeq and is a predicted model, not a curated record. NCBI's taxonomy places the organism in Eukaryota, Metazoa, Chordata, Mammalia, Diprotodontia, Phalangeridae. The transcript is spliced from 4 exons. The coding region runs from base 1 to 1344 and encodes 447 amino acids.